Messenger RNA from Penicillium pulvis, 864 nucleotides. RefSeq lists its product as uncharacterized. The record is from RefSeq and is a predicted model, not a curated record. Bases 1 to 864 code for a protein of 287 amino acids. Lineage: Eukaryota; Fungi; Ascomycota; Eurotiomycetes; Eurotiales; Aspergillaceae. The transcript has a single exon. Gene Ontology annotation, molecular function: protein binding.
AUGAAUUUGUUUAAGAUGACUUCCAGGUUCGGAAUACGGUCAGUUCGAUUGUGGCACAAGGACAGGGAAUCCACCAGCUCCAAAAUUGAAGAAAGCAAUCCCUAUAUUAAGAUUAAGCAACUCACAGCUCAGAUUUUCAGCCUUGACCAAAAGUUGCAACAAGCUAUUGACACAAUUGAUUCUUUCAAGGGCCAAUUGGCAGAGUACGACGUCCUUUUGGCACAUGCCCAGUGUCGUGUUGCUGAGCCUACACCUUCAGCUUUUCAGGUUGAGACCCAGACGCUUAGUCAAACUAGCUUUGCCUUAAGCCCCGAGAUGAAACCCACUCGUGUAUGGAUUGAUGAUCUAUGGCUCUGCAAUACCUCCGAGAAUACUCCGCUCCAAGAAGCAGAGGCAUAUUGGAAAAACGGAUCACCCCAGUGCGCGCUGGAGAUCGUUUCUCAAGCGAUCGAUUCAAAUCCUUUUCUCUCUCCAGCGGAGGAAAUCCGUUGCCGAAUAUUUGCUGCUGCAGUAUUCCACUCCACAGGACAUUUUGACGAAUCCAAUCGUCGUAUAGGCAUUGUUUUGAAGACAAUCGCCAGAUACACCCGUCUUGAUGAACCUCGAUCCGAAGAACUUAGAAGUAUUGCUCAUUACAUCCAAGGAAGGAACCUCAUGGAGCUAGGAGAGUUUACUGAUGCUUACUACUCACUUUCGCGGGCUCUCGGCACGCCUGGAUAUCAUACCAAGGCACGUGAUUACCAAAAGACUUCUGUCAUUGAGUUCACUCGACAGGUGGCCAUGGGAGAUAAUGCAUCAAUCUCCUCAUCUUUACGUCCCAUUGUGAGUCGGACUGAGUGUGUUUCUGGUGAGUAUUUGUCGUAA